This is a messenger RNA of Cladocopium goreaui, 258 nucleotides long. The record is from the annotation of a GenBank genome assembly. Lineage: Eukaryota; Dinophyceae; Suessiales; Symbiodiniaceae.
GCGCCAGCGGAGAAACCAACCCUGCUGGCACCCAAUUUGGGUGCCAGCGGGUUUGCGGUGACACGCCCGGAUUCGGAAGCCAGGGCCUGGAAUUUUCGAGGUUUGUGCCGGUUUGGGUUUGAUAGCGCCGCGCGUGUCUUUUGUUGCCCGGCCGUUUCGCCCAAGUUCGCUGCCGGCAGCUUUUCGGCAAAAACGCCGGGUCGCGAGGCAGCAGCCUUGGAUUUGCCGACUUUGCGCCGGAUUGGUUUUGAUGGCGCC